This is a messenger RNA of Schistocerca cancellata (South American locust), 915 nucleotides long. RefSeq names its product meiosis-specific nuclear structural protein 1-like. The coding region runs from base 1 to 915 and encodes 304 amino acids. The transcript has 4 exons. Lineage: Eukaryota; Metazoa; Arthropoda; Insecta; Orthoptera; Acrididae. The record is from RefSeq and is a predicted model, not a curated record.
AUGCCACCGACAGGUUUCUGUGUCGACUGUAGACUGACAGUGCUGUCGGCACAGGUGCGGCACCAGCUGGAGGCCGAGAUGAACCGUGCCGCCCUGGAGGAGGAGGAGCUGCAGCAGCGCCUGGACGCUGCACGCCAGCUGGUGGCACAGAGGGAGGCACAGCUGCAGCAGCUGCAGGAGAGGGCCAUGGCGAGGCUGCGUGCACCGCCCGGACGCAGGCAGGAGGCGGAGCGGAUGCUGAAGCGCGUGUGGCCACAGCUGCAGCGACUGUGCAAGGAGCGCCUGUUGCACUCGCGCGCCAAGCACGAAGUGGAAAGUGCCAGACAGCAGGUGGCCGAGCUGGACGUGUUCGGGCCGCAGCGCACUCUUGCGGCCUACGAAGAGAUGGAGGCCAAUGCCGCUAAGCUAGCAGAGCGCGAACAGGAGCGCGCAGAACAGCUGUACGCUCUGGGCAGCGUCGCCGAGCAGGACCUGCAGCAGGCGGCUCACCUGGAAGACACGCUCCUGGGCACUCGCCAGGCGAUACUCGAAGCGCGUCGCAGGGACGUGCAGGCCUCCGUGGUCCUGAGAAUGGCCCGACAGGAAGUGGUGAAGGCGAAGAUGCACCGUGACGAUUUGUUCAAGGAGAGAAACGAACUCACACGAAAGAUGGAACUCAUGGCGUACCCGGAGCUACUCCGUGACCACGAGGAGGUGCGCCAGCAACUGCAGGUGGCGAAGGAUGAGCUGGACAAGGUGCGCAAGGCAUACUACAUUCAAGAGAAGCGCAUAGCGACGGCGCUCAGGUUGCUGCAGCAGAGAGAGCAGAGUCUGCGCGAGGUAACACAUGGCCCGUCGUCGUACCAGCCCUUCACUGUGCUGCGCAUGGAUGCCAAAUGUGGGCCCUCACUACACGAUCUCAAACGCGACCGCUAG